Molecule: messenger RNA, 462 nt
Organism: Paramecium octaurelia
Lineage: Eukaryota; Ciliophora; Oligohymenophorea; Peniculida; Parameciidae
Source: the annotation of a GenBank genome assembly
UGAUAUGAUAGAGAAUGAUCUUGAAAAUAUGAUAAUGUAAUGCAUGCUUUUAUUCUAGUAUGUUAAACAAUGAUAGUACAAUACCAAUAAGUACUUAAUAAUAUGUUUUACUUCCAAAAUGUAAACAUGAAAUUAUUACCAGAAAGAAUAACUAACAUUAUAUAAAGACAUAUUUAUCUUAGGGAAUAAACCCUAAAAAUAUAAUUCCAACCAAUCUUGAAGAUGGAAUUUGGGUUGGUCUUCCAAAUCAAACCCAAAAUUAAUUUACUAAGUCAAUACUUAAGGAUGCCACAAAAUAUACUGAACAGUUAAAUUAAACCAAUAACAAAUAUUCUGAAUAUACUUAAAUGAAUAGUAUGAUAAAAUCGAGUAACACAUCAAGAAACGGUCCAAAAAGAGUGACUUUCGAGAAUUCAGAAAUAUUACCUGAAAAAUAUUAAUAACCUAAAAAAUGAUUUGUAG